AUGACGGCGCCUUCGAAGAGCAAGCCAAAUAUACCGCAGCAAUCACAGGGGUCUGCAGUGCUAAGAAUUCAAGGCCGAAAGCAGCCUCAAGGUGUGCGAAAGGCACGACCACGAGGAGGAGUUCCCCGCCGGAGUGCACGCCUAAAAGAGAUAUAUCAUUGUCGGAGGAAAACUGUAUUGGACAGCAGAACCGCCGUCCAAGGCCACCUUUGCGCAAAUCCCAAGAAACAGAAGCAAUCACAGGAAGCUGAGGACUCGCCCUGCCUUCCAGCCGAAUUUUUUCAAAAGCGACCGCAAAUAUCUCUUGCAUGCCCCACUGAUGCGAGGUUGCCCCUGGAGGAGGAUACUCCCGCUCAGGAGGCUACAGAAUACAGAGAUAAGAUUAACUUGAUCGACUGCUGGAGGAAGAAAGGUGCCUGGCCGAGAGAAUACUUUGAACAGAAUUGUGACAUGAGUCAACUACUUGCAAGAAAGAAGUCAACAGCUUCACUUUGUCACAAACGAUUGAAAUCUUCUCUCACCAGCUCUGCUACCCCUAGUGACCAGAAACCAAGAGAGGAAAAGAGCGCUCAAUACAAGGACCCACGCUAUGAAAUCCUGCUAGAAACUAAAGGCAGCUAUAUGAGUGAAUCAAAGCAGGGUAUCACAGAACUCAGCAAAAGUUGUUGCCAAACCUUACUCAAUUCGGCACAAAAGAUUCCUGAAGACUCAUUGUUCCGUGAUGAUCUGUUCAAAGCAACCUGUGAGAAGGUGCGACGGCGAAAUGAGGCCAUUGUUAUCCAAGAUAUCACUCGAUUGAUUGUCCCCUCUGCGGAAAAUCUAGCUAUAUAUGGUGCGACGCAUCUCAAUCAUCUGGUCGAAAGUGUCAAUGAAGGCUGGGAUAAUUCAAUCCCUGUUACCAAAACUCGACCGCAGCCCGAUUAUUCCGUGGGAUUUAAAAGAGACGCAUUCACAGAUGACCAGCUGCUGAGGCUUCGGGAUUUUGUUGGUGAGCUGACUGACUCAUCAUACUUUAUGGCGACGUACUACCUAUACUUCCCAUUCUUAACAUGUGAAGUUAAGUGUGGUGCAGCAUCACUUGACAUCGCAGAUCGGCAGAAUGCCCACAGUGCCACUAUUGCAAUGAGAGCUAUCGUUGAGCUAUUCAAGCUUGUGAAGCGUGAAAAGGAGGUUGACCGAGAGAUACUCGCCUUCUCAAUCUCGCAUGAUCACACAGCAGUGAGGAUCUAUGGUCACUAUGCUGUUCUUGAAGGAGAGAAGACAAGUUUUUACCGCCACCCAAUCCACAAGUUCGAUUUCACUGCUCUGGAUGGCAAAGAGAAAUGGACGGCAUACAAGUUCACAAGGAAUGUUUAUGAUAUAUGGAUGCCAACUCAUUUUAAAAGAAUAUGCUUAGCGAUUGACCAGAUCCCCCCUGAUUUGGAUUUUGAGAUUUCGCAGUCUGAACUUUAA
Messenger RNA from Paracoccidioides lutzii Pb01, 1452 nucleotides. RefSeq lists its product as hypothetical. The coding region runs from base 1 to 1452 and encodes 483 amino acids. The transcript is spliced from 3 exons. The record is from RefSeq and is a predicted model, not a curated record.